Messenger RNA from Aspergillus brunneoviolaceus CBS 621.78, 1883 nucleotides. Its product is annotated as glycoside hydrolase family 47 protein. Gene Ontology annotation, cellular component: endoplasmic reticulum; Golgi membrane. The record is from RefSeq and is a predicted model, not a curated record. The transcript is spliced from 2 exons. Lineage: Eukaryota; Fungi; Ascomycota; Eurotiomycetes; Eurotiales; Aspergillaceae. Gene Ontology annotation, biological process: N-glycan processing; carbohydrate metabolic process. Gene Ontology annotation, molecular function: mannosyl-oligosaccharide 1,2-alpha-mannosidase activity; calcium ion binding. Bases 219 to 1757 code for a protein of 512 amino acids.
CCCCCCCUCUCUCCUCUUUUCCCCAUCCUCAUCGUCGACAACUAGCACCGAAUUGCGGGAUCUAGUGCGUGCGAUCGUUAUUUAUACUGGUUGCCCCUCCCCUCCGCCUGUUUUCCUCAGGCUGUCACUCUUUGGGUUUGUUUCUGCUCUCGAGUGUAGUACCCAUUCGUUGUCUAUAAUUUCCCGUGUUGCCCUUGUGUCACUCUCUCACCGGGGUCAUGCAUUUUCCCUCACUCUCUUUGUCGCUGACAGCGUUGGCUCUCGUCAGCCCUAGUGCCGCCUUUCCGCAAGCCCGAUUUGUCCAGCCCGUUCUGCGCACCGAAGAAAAAGCUCAAUCGCGCGCCGAUGCCGUCAAAGAGGCCUUUUCCCACGCUUGGGAUGGCUACUAUCAAUAUGCGUUCCCCCAUGACGAGCUGCACCCCGUUUCCAAUGGCUAUGGGGAUUCUCGUAACGGAUGGGGAGCGUCCGCGGUGGAUGCCCUAUCGACCGCCGUGAUCAUGCGCAAUGCGACCAUUGUUAAUCAGAUUCUCGACCAUGUAGCGAAGAUUGACUAUUCGAGCACCAGUAGCACGGUCAGCCUGUUCGAGACCACCAUUCGCUACCUUGGCGGCAUGUUAUCCGGCUAUGACCUGUUGAAAGGCCCUGCCGCCGACCUGGUCGACGACUCGUCGAAGGUCGACACGUUGCUCACUCAGUCCAAGAACCUGGGUGACGUUCUAAAAUUUGCCUUUGACACCCCGUCGGGCGUUCCGUACAACAACCUCAACAUCACCUCUAAAGGUAACGAUGGAGCCACCACCAAUGGCCUUGCAGUCACCGGCACCCUUGUCCUGGAAUGGACACGUUUGUCCGACUUGAUUGGAGAUUCUACCUACGCGGACCUGAGCCAAAAGGCCGAGUCUUACCUGCUCAACCCCCAGCCCCAAUCUGCGGAGCCUUUCCCCGGAUUGGUAGGAAGUAACAUCAACAUUGCGACUGGCCAAUUUGCCGACGGAGCGGUGAGCUGGAACGGUGGAGCUGAUUCGUACUACGAGUAUCUGAUCAAGAUGUACGUGUACGAUCCCAACCGGUUCGAAACCUACAAAGACCGCUGGGUGGCGGCGGCCGAGUCAUCCAUGAAGCACUUGGCGUCGCACCCGUCCACGCGCCCGGACCUGACAUUCUUGGCCUCGUACAACAAUGGCAAGUUGGGCCUGAGCUCUCAGCACUUGACUUGCUUCGAUGGCGGUAGCUUCCUGCUCGGUGGCACGGUGCUGGACCGCUCCGACUUGAUCGACUUUGGUCUGGAACUAGUCAACGGCUGCCACGACACCUACAAUUCGACUCUUACCGGCAUCGGCCCGGAGGCAUUCAGCUGGGACCCGAACUCUGUCCCCAGCAGCCAACAGGCUUUGUUCGAGAGCGCUGGCUUCUACAUCACCAGUGGCGCGUAUAUCCUCCGACCGGAAGUGAUCGAGAGCUUCUAUUACGCGUGGCGUGUGACUGGCCAAGAGAUUUAUCGCGAGUGGAUCUGGAGCGCCUUCCAGUCAAUCAACAAGUACUGCCGCACCGACUCGGGAUUCGCGGGCCUGACCAACGUCAACGCCGCCAACGGCGGCAACCGCUACGAUAACCAGGAGAGUUUCAUGUUCGCUGAGGUGCUGAAGUACUCGUACCUGGCGUUCGCACCGGAGGAUGAAUGGCAGGUGCAGAAGGGAAGUGGGAAUCAUUUCGUGCUGAACACGGAGGCCCACCCAGUGAAGGUGUACAGUUCGUAGGCUUCGAGCCUUGCAGUAAGAGCCUGGCAGAUGGUGCUAUUUUCCGUGUAGAAGUCUAGAGUAUAGAGUUAGACACGGAAGUACAUACGUACAUAUUGUUCGAGUAAAUGGGAAUAUUCUUUGAGG